AUGAAGCACCGCAGCAACGACGUGACCCAGGGCGCCGAGCGGGCUCCGGCCCGGGCCAUGCUGCUGGCUAUGGGCCUGACCCAUGAAGAUCUCGACAAACCCUUUGUUGCCAUUGCCAACCUGGCCAGCGACGUUACCCCAUGUAACGUCCACCUGUCACGGUUCGCCGAGGCGGCCAAGGAGGGCAUCCGGCAGGCCGACGGCACCCCCUUUGAAUUUGGCACUAUCACCGUCAGCGACGGCAUUUCCAUGGGCACCGAGGGCAUGAAGGCCUCCCUGGUCAGCCGCGAAGUGAUUGCCGACUCCAUCGAGGUGGUUACUUUUGGGGAGCGGAUGGACGGUUUGGUCACGGUGGCCGGUUGCGACAAGAACAUGCCCGGCUGCAUGAUGGCCAUCGCCCGCCUCAACGUGCCGUCCAUCUUCAUCUACGGCGGCACCAUCAUGCCAGGCCAGUAUCUCGGUAACGACGUAAACAUCCAGGACGUUUUCGAGGCGGUGGGCGCCUAUGCCAAGGGCAGUAUCACCCGCGAUGAACUUACCGCCCUGGAGUGCGUGGCCUGCCCCGGCGAGGGUUCCUGCGCCGGCCUGUUCACUGCCAACACCAUGUCUACCGCUAUCGAAAUCAUGGGCAUGUCCCUGCCCGGCGACGCCUCCAUUCCGGCCAUUGACCCACGCAAGGUUGACGAGGCCCGCAAGGCAGGUAGCACCCUGCUCCGCCUGCUGGAAGAGGAUGUCCGCCCCAGGGACAUCAUGACCCGCCAUGCCUUCGAGAACGCCAUAACUGUGGUGCUGGCCAUGGGCGGAUCCACCAACGCCGUUUUGCACCUGAUGGCUAUCGCCCGCGAGGCCGAGGUUGAACUGAGUCUCGACGACUUCGACCGCAUCAGUCGCAGCACGCCCUACAUCUCCGAUAUGCGCCCUGGCGGCCGGUACGUAAUGGCCGACCUGCACCGCUACGGCGGAGUUUCCCUGGUGGCCAAGCGAAUGCUCGAGGCGGGACUGCUCCACGGCGAUACCAUGACCGUUACCGGCAAGACCCUGGCCGAAAACGUGGCGGGCAUGCCCGUCGUUGACGACCAGCCGGUCAUCUACCGGCCGGACAAUCCUCGCAGCCCCACCGGCGGCCUCGCCAUAUUGCGCGGCAACCUGGCUCCCGACGGCGCGGUCAUCAAGGUGGCUGGCCACCAGGAAAGGGUCUACGAGGGUCCGGCCCGGGUGUUUGAGCAGGAGGAACCCGCUUUCCAGGCCAUUCAGCGAGGCGAGAUUAACCCCGGCGAUAUCGUGGUAAUCCGGUACGAAGGGCCCAAGGGUGGCCCCGGCAUGCGGGAAAUGCUCGCCGUAACCGGCGCGCUUAUCGGCCAGGGACUGGGCGACUCGGUGGCCCUGAUGACCGACGGACGUUUCUCCGGCGCCUCCCACGGCCCCAUGGUGGGCCACGUUGCUCCGGAAGCGGCGGUGGGCGGCCCCAUUGGUUUGCUCAAGGAAGGGGACAUUGUUAUCCUGGACAUUCCCAACCGGCAACUGAAUGCCCGCCUGACCGAGGAGGAAUUCGCGGACCGGCGUGCUGCCUGGCAGCCCUUGCCGCCCAAGUACACCACCGGAGUCUUGGCCAAGUAUGCCAAGCUGGUGUCUUCCGCCGCCGAGGGCGCGGUGACACGGUAG
Messenger RNA from Geodia barretti, 1662 nucleotides. NCBI's taxonomy places the organism in Eukaryota, Metazoa, Porifera, Demospongiae, Tetractinellida, Geodiidae. The record is from the annotation of a GenBank genome assembly.